Molecule: messenger RNA, 2000 nt
Organism: Pyricularia grisea
Lineage: Eukaryota; Fungi; Ascomycota; Sordariomycetes; Magnaporthales; Pyriculariaceae
Exons: 3
Coding region: 1-1362 (453 amino acids)
Source: RefSeq, a predicted model, not a curated record
AUGGAACAGCGGCCUGUUCAGCCCAUGAACUGCAACGGCACGCGCCGCCGGCCUCAGGCCCUUCAGCCCCGUACCGGACGCCGCAGCAGGCCGGUCCGUCUCGGUCGAGCUGGCCUUGGUCCUGGGCGUCUCCGUCCCGUCCGAUGUCUUGUGUACCGGCGCACCAACACCCUUCUCCAAGUCCUCGCCGUCGUUCAUGGUGGCGUGCCUCCUCUCCUGCUCCUGCUCCUUCUCCGCCACCGCAGCCGCGCUGUCGCUGCCCCCAAUCUCCGCGACCGAGAAAAUGGACUUCCACCUGUGCUGGCCCUCGUCGCGAGGGGUCGGGUAUCCGAAACCGCCAGCGACGAGCGCGCGCUUCGUCCACCGGUUCCCGAUGCAGGCGAUGUGCCAGUCGACGGGGUCCGGUGCGGCGUAGCGGUCCAGCUGGUUGCGCACGUCGAUGAGCUGCUGCACGCUGCUGACGUCGACGUGGUUGACGCUGCUGAAGUCGAGGAUUAUGGCCUUGAGCGUGGGCAGGUCCGGGUUCUCGCCCGCGAUGUGCAGGUUCCCGCCGCUGCGCUGCGCCUUCUUCAGCUCGCGCUUCGACGGACCCGGGUCGUUCCACGGCCGGUCGCCCGGACGGGCGUACUGGGUCAGGUUCGUGCGGCGCGUGUGCGAAAACACGUACCGCGUCAGGUACUCGAGCGUGUGCGAGGCGUUGGGGUAACUGAACCCUUCGGUGAAGCGGUAGAUGAAGACGCCAGGGUAGGGGCUCUCGACCUCGACGUCAGGGUUGGAGCCGUCGCCGUGGUCGAUGGGCAGGAAGAUGUUUCUGGUCGAGGCGCCGCCGGUGCCGGUUGCGCUUUGGCCAAAGGUGCCGUACUCGCGGUGAUCGUCGCCGAUGAUCCUGUCGUCGAGGAUCGAGUGCACCCUGACGGGGCCGAGGAAGCGGCCGCGCGCCUUGAGGAUGCGGCCGAGGAGGAUCGCCGCCGAGAUGGCUACGGUGGCGUAGAUGCCGUUUUCGAUGGUGGAGAAGACGGUGAUGAUGACACCGAUAAAGAAUAUCACUACUUCGAUCGGCGACACGCACCAGAACUGGUACAAGGUAUUCGGGGGCGUGAUCAAAUCACCGACGGCGUGGAUAAUGACGGCAGCGAGCGAUGCACUGGGGAUGUAGAAAAAGACGGGUGGCAGGACGUAGAUGGCCAACAGCACCACGACGGCAGUGAUGACUCCCGCAAAAGGAGACUUGGAGAUGGCGAUGUGCUCUAUCAGAAGAACAAUAACGGCGGCGGGGAGAUUGCUGGCCAAUGCACCAACAACUCGAGCUUCCACGACGGCAGGAUCACAAACACAGUCCUGAGUGUUCCCAAGAAGAAGUAGAGCUUCUGCUUCUCGGGCCACUUCUUAGCCGCAAAUGAACAAGCCGACCUGAUUAUGUAGAGCAUCGCCAAGGCCGUCAACCCCAUGGCCGCAUCGAGUUUGGUCGUUCCGAGAUUCUUUAGUGUGUUGAUCAGAACCAGAUAAGACGCAUCACGAGUUGAGACGCCCGAAAUUCCCAUCAUGGUUGGGAUCUGACCGAUGACGAUGCUGAUGGCACUGCCUGUCAUGAAAGCCGACAAACUCGUCAAGCUGAUCAGGUCGACAAUGAAGCCUGUUCUUGUGAGGCCGAGGAAGAGGACGAUGGCACCUGUGAUGAUUGACAAGGCGGAUGCGACUACGUGCCCAGGGACGUCCGGGAACUUUUCCUUCAUCUCAAUGACGAUGCCACCAACGAGUGUUGACAUGACGGCAACAGGACCUAUGGUAAUGUCUUUGGAUGUCGCGAAGAACCAGUAAAUCAAAACUCCCAUAAACGAAGAGUACAGACCAAAUUGCGGCUCCAGGUUGGCGAGAAUGGCGUAUGCCAUGCCUUGCGGAACCACCACGGCGCCGAUGGUGAUGCCUUGACAGAAAACAAAAAGGUCAGCUAGGUUCUAGGACGUCUAACAAAAAUAAAGCCCAAGAAAAAUCUUACCGGC